CAGAGAACGGGAUUGGGUCAUCCUUGGAAAAAUGGUCCAAAUUUUAAACCACCUGCCUCUAAGCCCCCAAACAUUAAUUGAUUACAAGCUCGGAAGAGCUAUCAAGGUCCUUAAAGAGAAAUGCAAGAGUAACGACAAAGAAGAGUUGCUGUCACAAACAAUCCAACUGAUGAACAAAUGGAGCGACCAACACAACCACCAACGCUCGGCUAGAAGUGACCCAAAUACAGAAAGCAUUCGUGAUUCAGAAUCACCGCCGUCAUUUCCACCGUCUAUAGUUCCUUUGGGUUCCUCCGUUGCCGAGAAGCGCAAAUCACCUCGUAAGUAUCCACUAGUACAGUAAGUAGAUUGAUCUCAAUUAGACUUGAUAAUGAGCUAACU
Zychaea mexicana is the source of this 381-nucleotide messenger RNA. RefSeq lists its product as uncharacterized. Bases 32 to 343 code for a protein of 103 amino acids. The transcript is spliced from 3 exons. NCBI's taxonomy places the organism in Eukaryota, Fungi, Mucoromycota, Mucoromycetes, Mucorales, Lichtheimiaceae. The record is from RefSeq and is a predicted model, not a curated record.